GACAGACUGUGGCUGUGGUCGGUGGCGGUGAGCGGCGACUCUUCUGCUCCCGAAACUUCGUGAAGUAUUUCCCAACUGUGGAUUUUUUCGUCCUCUGCUCCUCAAGAGAGCUUAUUUGGAUUAACUCUCCUAAAGGGAAUAACUUGUUUUAUCGUUUAAAGUGGCUGGCUGCAGCUCUCGUCCUCAUGCCCUGUCUGGUGAGCGCUGCUUGGCCUGCUGAGCCCGUAGGUGUGUCUGUACCGGGCUGCAGCUGAAGCAGGUCUACAGCUACUGGGUGGUGGUGGAGGUGGUGGGUCGUCAGAGGGCCCCCAGCAGGCGAAGAGGCCUGUCCAGUCCCAGCCACACGAAGAUGAACAAACUGAACUUCCACAACAACAAAACCAUGCAGGACCGCCGUUGUGUUUGUGUGUUUUUGCCCAAUGAUGACACGCUCAAUGUCAUAGUCAAUGUGAAGACUUUAUGCCAGGAACUGUUGGUCCAGGUGUGUGACCUCCUCAGACUGAAGGACUGUCACCUGUUUGGACUCAGUGUUAUUCAGAAUAAUGAACACAUCUAUAUGGAGCUGGAUCAGAAACUGUCCAAGUACUGCCCCAAAGAAUGGAAGAGAGAAGCCAGCAAGGGCAUUGACCAGUUUGGGCCUCCGAUGAUCAUUCACUUCAGAGCUCAGUAUUAUGUUGAGAAUGGGAGAUUGAUCAGUGACCGGGCGGCCAGGUACUACUACUACUGGCACCUGAGGAAACAGGUGCUGCUCUCUCAGUGUAUCCAAAGGGAGGAGGCCUACUUCCUCCUGGCAGCCUUCGCCCUGCAGGCUGACCUCGGCAACUUCAAACGCAACAAGCACUUUGGGAAAUACUUUGAACCUGAAGUGUACUUCCCCCCGUGGGUGAUAGCCAAGCGUGGCCGUGAAUACAUCCUGAGGCAUAUCCCGAACAUGCACAAAGACCAGUUUGCUCUCACAGCUUCAGAGGCUCACCUCAAGUACAUUAAAGAGUGUGCUCAGCUGGAUGACGUCACAGUUCACUACUACAGACUCUACAAGGACAAAAAAGAAGUUGAAGCAUCUCUUACAUUGGGGCUGACUUUACGUGGGAUCCAAAUAUUCCAGAAUGUCGGCUCUGUGAGGCAGCUGUUGUACGACUUUCCCUGGACCAAUGUGGGAAAACUGGUAUUUGUGGGGAAGAAGUUCGAGAUCCUCCCUGACGGUUUGCCCUCAGCCCGUAAGCUCAUCUACUACACCGGUUGUCCGAUGCGAUCUCGCCACCUCCUGCAGCUGCUCAGCAACAGCCACCGGCUCUACAUGAACCUGCAGCCUGUCCUCAAACAGGUCCGACGACUGGAGGAAAACGAAGAGAAGAAGCAGUACCGGGAGUCGUACAUCAGCGAUGCUCUCGAACUUGACAUGGACCAUCUGGACAAACGUUCUCGAGCCAGCGGCAGCAGCGCAGGCAGCGUGUCUCAUCACAAGCGUCUGUCUCGCCACUCCACGACCAGCCACGGCAGCUCGCACACAUCAGGCAUCGAGACGGACAGCUUCAGGGCCCCCGGUCAGGCCCCGCACAGGCCUCUACGAACCUGCAGCUCGUCCACAACCAGCCACGGGAGCUCGCACACCUCCGGCAUCGAGAGCAGCGGCAAGGAACGGAUCCUAGAUGAUGAUGAGAUUGAGAUGCUGGUGGACGACCCCAAAGACUACGAGGAGCUCCAUGAGAUGGCUCUGGAUCAGGAGCUAUGCAUCCACAUCACAGAGGACAUGCUGACCAUGUCGCCUGAUCAGACCAACGGAUACUCAGGUCUGAUAGUAAAAGAUGUCAGCUCGUCCACUUCCAGCUCCUCGGAGACCGUCGUCAAGAUGAGAGGACAGAGCAUCGAGUCUCUGCCGCAGACGUCAGUGUGCAGGAAGCCUCAGUCUUCUACCGACCGCCACAGCCAGUCCCUGGACGAUAUCCGGCUCUACCAGAAGGACUGCCUGCAGUGGGCGGAGCUCUGCCAGGACACCGCCCACAGCUACACCUUCGGCUGCGCUCAGGAGCUGAGCGACGGCGGCGGCUACCAGGGCCUGGCCGACCAGCGCGCCGGCAUGCUGGGCGACCAGCACUCGUUUCACAUCAAGAGAACCAACAAGUACUUCUCCCUGGACCUGACCAGCGACGAGGUGCCCGAGUUCGUGGUGUGACGGAGGCAGAAACGACCUCAGGGUGACAGAUUCGCCGCUCCGUGUCAGACGUGGAGGAAAGUUUCGGGCCUCGGGGAACGAGACGAGGGAGGAAAGGUUGAGAAUAAAGAGGCAACAAGUUGGCUGUUCCUUCACUUGAGACACAUAACACAUAAUAACCGAACACACAAGAAGGAACACUGGGCUCAGAUGGAACCUGUGUCUUUUAAAUGCAACCCAAACUGUGUCAAAGGAAACUAAAGGGAUUAUGUCACCUUCUUUAAAAAGAAAAAGAAAACUCAUUCAAAUCUGUCUCCUCCAGACUGUUUGCCUGCAUACAAAGUCACACAAAGACCGUUUGUACACGUCGACUCACAGCAGACAGACUCAUGCACAGACAUGACGAGCAAAUCAAAGCUUCUCCACAGACGACGCGAAGGACAGAUUCACUCUGAGCUAAAAACCAAAGACAAGAGAUGGAAAUAAAUAUCUGUUUCUGCGUCCAGCUUCACAACGCAGGGAGGGAAGAUGGACCCACAGUCCUCUGGGAUGCAGCGGCCGUGACUCUCUUCUUUUACACCACUUUGUUUUACCUCAACAGGAAGUGCAGCGUGCCAACCCCCCCUCUCAGACUGGACUCUGAGUCAUGUGAACACAGCCGAUGUGCCUUCAUCACACUGUGCAGGUGUCUCCUCGCCUUGACAAUCACACACACCUUCACCUUAGGCAGUUUUUAAGACCCAAGCCAUCAGAACUCAAGGCUCUGCUUUAGUUUUUAACAUUGCACGCACACUUCUGCAGCAGGUCGAGCUCGUUAUUCAGCAUUUAAAUAUCAAAAAGAUCUGGAUGUUACUCUUUUUUAAUGUCCUGUGAAACCUCAGCGUCAGUUUCCUGAGGGGAAUUAGGUCGAGUAAGUCUCUGCGUGUCCUGACUUGUGUCGAGUUCGUGGCCACAAAAGUUUCCCUGUAAUCUAAACUCAAAAUGGAGCCUGAUUGGCUGUCAGCCAAAAUAAACCGCACAUGUUGAUGCAUACAUGUACACCUUCCCUUAGCUCGUCUUCUGUUUAUCUCUUGUUUUAAACUGGAAUUUGUUACAUUUUUUUUUUUAUUUCUCAGCUUCUCGUCUUACCCUGACUCUCUUCAGACGUUGUCUUUUUGUAUAUGAACAGUUAAUCUGUGUGAGGUUGAUUUAAUUCAGUAUUAUGAGCAAAUGUAGGCGACAGUAUUAAGGACGUGUGGCUCUAAACAAGAAAGACUGGUUUUGUUGUUCUAAUCUCAGUAAAUUUCAGGAGAACUGAGCUGACAGGAUUUUGAAAGGCUACAAGAGAUAGACAAAGGUCGAGACAAAGGAGGUUUUAUUAUAAAGUUUUGUCUGUUUUAUAUCAAUAAUGUCAGAUUUUUUUAAAAAGAUCAUUGUAACUUCUUGCUCUAAGAUUGAUGUAAAAGAGUUUUAUUUGUUUAAUCAUGACCACAGAAUUGCAAGCAGUUGAAAUAUUUAAGUUAUUGUUAAACAUGAAUUGAAAAAGGCUGUUUGAUGAUUUAGAGGAACAUGAGAAGAUCUAAACCAUCUACUAAAGACACAGCUACAGCUCAGUUUAGCAUUAAGACUGGAAACAGUGGGUCUGGCUUUGACAUCUGCACACCAUCCCCUGCAGCUCGCUAAUUAACAUUUAAACGCUUUUUCAUCUCGUUCAUUUCAUCCGUGCACAACCUGAAGUGUAGGAAAUGUUCCAUGGGGUUGUUAGGAUUUAGCACAUAAAACCUCCUCACUCAUCUGAAGGUGUCUCCUGAUGGAUGCUGGGAUAGUCAGAGAUCUCCACAGCUCUUCUGCUUAGUGACUUAACUGAAGAAAGCGUCUUUGUUUUUCACCCCUGUAAGACAGUCUCUGCCGGAGAGGUGCAUCUUUACAUGUGAGGAUGUCGUCUCUGGGAGAUUAUUGAUCCCAGACUUGUCGUCCUCACUUUAGCCUCGACCAAUCGCCAUGUGAUGCCAUGAAUUAGUAAAACCAUUGACAGGACAGAUUAAACUCUGUUAGACGUGCUGUGAAAUGUACGAAGUACGGCGUUUAGAUGAUGAAACCGAGCUCAUGUGAGUCAAACAAAAGCAGUGUUUCAUGAUCAAUGGGACAGUUUAUACAACCUCUUAAAGUUCAGUCUGCUCGAAUUAUGUAAAAUGGAAUUGUAGCCUUUAUUCUAUUAUUUAUUGGCCACUUUCCUCUGACUUUUACCCCAACAUUUACUAUUUCAUGUGUUGUUUAAAUGCCAUAAAUGACAUGCAAAAUGUGCCCAAAGUGGCGUGUUAUUUAUAUGGAAAAUCCCACAUUAUCAUGCUAAAAUAUCCUAAAUUGUAGCCUUUGUGAUUAGCUUGUCGCAACGCUACAAAUUACGAUUUAAAAUUGAUUAAUUGUGCAGCGUGAAUCUCUAUUAGGACAUUUUGUUAUUCAGGUAAAGCUUAGUGGAGACAGUCCACUAGCCGUUAUCUUGUUUAGCUCGCUGGUUGACGCGAUUCACGGUCGCCAAAUUCAAGAAAAAUGUAGGAUUUUUCUCUGUAUAUAAUGUUGUAAAAUCUUGACGUUAACUAUGUGAAAGUGAAAGUUGUGGAUUACUUCGGUUUAAAAACACGAUGUCAUUGAAUCAGCAUGGUGUGGCUACAGACAAAAGCUGUUAAAGUUAGUAAAACUGAGGCACUGCUUCUCCUUUAAUACACCACAUUAUAAAGAUAUAAAUCUCUUUAGUAAAUAACAUGUUAAUUCAUGAGGCGUUCUGGUUGGUGGGUUUUGCUACGCUAGCUGUUUCCCUUUGUUUCCAGUCAUUAUGCUAAGCUACGCUAACCAACAAACGUAUGUUACAGACAUGAGAGAGCGAUUGGUCUUCUCAUCUAACUCCCAGCAAGACAGCAAACAUUUUUUAAAAACUUUCCCUCUAUAUGUUCACUCAUCACCUGCAGAUGUCGUAAUUUUAAGAAGCGUUUUGAUUGGCUGAUAUCUCCAGCCGUCAGUCAGCAGAGUUAGCUGUGUGUUGUGUCAUUUUAUGUGUACAGCCCACUCAUUCAUAAUGAUUUCAGAUCCUUUUUCUUUCAGCUUUAAGUGCGUGUUCAAACUGGCGAUACAGCAUCAGAACGAGUUUUUUUUUUUUUUUAAACAACAUCUUUGUGUAAUACAGAACAAAUACAUGAAUUUGAUAUUGCUGUGUAAUUAAAAGCAACUUCUAUCUUUCUUACAGUUUGUUUCCUUCACUGUUAUUGUAAUUAAUCAUUAAUGGAAAGUGUCUGAAGUCGUAUUUUGAUGGACAGCGAUGUUUCUUCUAUUAAAGCAGCAUGUGUUUAAGGUACAUAGCCAUACAGUCAUAACCCAUGUCCUUAAAGUGUUUAUGAUUUGUUCUAACUUCCUCCUCUGGCUUCAGUAUAUGGUCAAACUUACACCUUUGUAAGAGUCUGUAUGUCUGUGUCCAUAAUCCUUUCUGUGAAAGGAUCCCCCUGCUGGAAAAAAAAAACAGUUUUUUUGUCACCCUGUUGUUACAAAAAUGUUUCAAAAAAGAGAAAAAAAAAUGAUUUGUUAUAAUGAAGUCUGGUCUGUGCCUUCUUGGUACUAAUGCCCUCAAUAUCAAAUAAAUAGGUACAUUUAUCUACCAAA
This is a messenger RNA of Amphiprion ocellaris (clown anemonefish), 5782 nucleotides long. It is a transcript of the gene frmd6, whose product is annotated as FERM domain containing 6. Gene Ontology annotation, cellular component: cytoplasmic side of apical plasma membrane; cytoskeleton. Bases 350 to 2173 code for a protein of 607 amino acids. Lineage: Eukaryota; Metazoa; Chordata; Actinopteri; Pomacentridae. The transcript has 14 exons. Gene Ontology annotation, biological process: positive regulation of hippo signaling. The record is from RefSeq and is a predicted model, not a curated record.